AUGGCGUCCUCAUCCAACUCCGACGAGACGAGUUACGUCAAGAUGGACGAUACCAAAGACGGCUUCGACGCGCAAUUGGUCGGCAAACACUGCGAGUACGACUACUGCAACCAACUCGACUUCCUACCCUUCUUCUGCCAGAGCUGCAAGAAAACUUUUUGCCUCGACCACCGAUCCGAGACCGCUCACAAGUGCAAUAACGCCGGUGCCUGGGCUGAGCGCCGACGCCAAGCGGAGCUUGCGAAGCCCGCCUACGGCCAGGGUCGUCAACUGCGCGACCACGUCUCCCAGAAGCCCUGUGCCUCGCCUUCCUGCAAGACCACCAUUGGCACCUCUCUUGUACCCGGCGUACACUGCCCAGGCUGCAAUCGCGACUACUGCCUAAAGCACCGGCUGAAGGAGGAUCACGACUGCAAGAACCUCGUUCCGCUCGGUGCCCGUCCUGGAUCGCAGAUCGACGUCGCAGCGCGGACUAGGAGCGCGUUCGACAAGUUGAAGGCCUGGGGAACAGCGAAGAAGGAGCAGGCCGGCAGGGCGCUACCGAAACCGAAACCUACAUCUGCGUCUGCCCGACUGAUAGCGGUGAACAACCUCAAGAAGACUGCCAAGGGCGACGACAAACUGCCUCAGGAGAAGAGAGUAUAUUUGUACGUCGAGGCCGAGGCCGAGACCGCCAAGGCCAAGUUCCCUAAAGGCGAAUUCUUCUUCUCCAAGGAUUGGGUGGUUGGGAGAGUGCUUGACGAGGCAGCGAAGCGGCUACAAGUGGAGAACCUUAACAACCGAUCGUCAGAUGAACGAGACAAGCUGCGUGUGUUCCACGUGGAGGGGGGUAGAUUGCUGGAAUUCAACGAGAAGGUCGGGGCAUCACUGGUUAGUGGCAACACGGUCGUCUUGCUGCGCGGCGUUGGCCCUCCGCCCAACCUAAUAGAGGUUUAA
Colletotrichum graminicola M1.001 is the source of this 936-nucleotide messenger RNA. Its product is annotated as AN1-like Zinc finger. Bases 1 to 936 code for a protein of 311 amino acids. The record is from RefSeq and is a predicted model, not a curated record. Gene Ontology annotation, molecular function: zinc ion binding. Lineage: Eukaryota; Fungi; Ascomycota; Sordariomycetes; Glomerellales; Glomerellaceae. The transcript has a single exon. Gene Ontology annotation, cellular component: cytoplasm.